AUGAAAAUACAAGGAUUAACCGAAAAAAUUAACCAAACUUUAAGCGAUAAAGACAAUACUAUUAAUUAUUUAGAAGAGGAACAGCAAAAAUACCAAGAAUUAACCAAAGAAGUUAAAGAAAUAUUAACUAAAUACGGUGUCUCAAACUUCACACAAUUAAGUAAUGGCAUUCAAGGCCUUUUGUCUGACCGAAAAAAAUAUAAAGACGAACGAGACCAAGCCCGAUUAGAAAUCACCGAAAAAGAUGACCGUAUUGCUCAAUUAGAGAAAUUGUUUCACGGCACCGCCAAAAUAUUUAGUAAACAACACAACUAUGUUGACCAAUUAAAAGAGCGAUUGGAGCAAGAAAAACAAAACAAAGGCAUAAGUCCAGAACAAAUGGAUCAUUUACAAGCUGAUAUUAAACGGUUGGAUGAGGAAAAACAACAAUUAACUGAGCGAAUUGAAGAAUUAGAGGAUAAGGAAAAAUUCCUCAAAGAAUUUAGAGAUAAAGAACUAACUGAGUUACGGAAAGAAAAACUAACUAUUAGUGAUAAUUAUGAGAAAUUAAGAACUGAUAUUAAUGAUGUUUUAAAACCAAUAAAUCUUGAAACCACUAUUGCUGAAAAUGCGACAGAAGAUGAAAUUUUACUUAUAGAAAUUAAAAAAGUAGUGACAGAAUUAACCAAAGAACAAGGUUGGUGGGAUAAGUGGAUUAAUGAUGAAGCAAUCACUACCAUGUCGUUAUCGGCAGCAAAUUAUAUUUAUGCACAAAACAUAGCUAAUUCUACUACUAUAACUGAAAUGAUUGUUAACGAUAAUGAGGAAACUUUUAUCAUUGAUCGCAAGCAUAGCGUUAAAAACAAUUCUCAAUUAAUCACUGAGACUAUAGCUAAUAAAGAUUUAGAAAAUUGA
Molecule: messenger RNA, 894 nt
Organism: Entrophospora sp. SA101
Lineage: Eukaryota; Fungi; Glomeromycota; Glomeromycetes; Entrophosporales; Entrophosporaceae
Source: the annotation of a GenBank genome assembly